Molecule: messenger RNA, 2403 nt
Organism: Saccharomycodes ludwigii
Lineage: Eukaryota; Fungi; Ascomycota; Saccharomycetes; Saccharomycodales; Saccharomycodaceae
Gene: GPR1
Product: Gpr1p
Exons: 1
Coding region: 1-2403 (800 amino acids)
Biological process (GO): adenylate cyclase-activating G protein-coupled receptor signaling pathway
Cellular component (GO): plasma membrane
Molecular function (GO): G protein-coupled receptor activity
Source: RefSeq, a predicted model, not a curated record
AUGAACCUACCAUGUUACCGAAAAUAUCCAAUAUCAAAAAGAUUAGAAACGACAACUGUUAACCAAGCACUUGAAAUACCGGGUUUAUUUUCAACCUUUACAGCUCCAACUUUGAAAAAACUAAGAAUUUGUUCAAUAUCUUCAUCAUCAGCCUCUAUAUUGGCAGGCAUAAUAGCAAUUUAUUUCUAUACAAAUAUAGAUAAAAGGAAAAUAGUUUUCAGGCAUCAAUUUAUUUUUUUUGUGUUGAUUUUCGACAUAAUAAAGGCCAUAGCACUCUGCAUUUAUCCAAUAGUCAUCCUUAUACAAAAUGAUCUAUAUCAUACAACAAGCUUUUUCGAUAUAGUUGGAUGGUUUACCGCCUUUGCUAUUGAGGGAGCAGAUCUUGCUAUAUUGGCAUUUGCCAUACAUUUUGCCAUUUUAAUUUUUAACCCACAUUUAAAAUGGGUAAAUUUUAAAACCAAAAAUUUGGAAGGUGGGCUAUACAGAGUUAGAUAUUUUGUUUAUUUAGCCUCUUUUGUUAUACCCGCCACUUUGGCAAGUUUGGCAUUUAUCGAUUAUAACAAACCUAAUCAACGGGUUAUCAGCGCUAAUCAGGAUAUCAUCUUAGACAACAAUAAUUAUAAUUUUAGGCUAACUAAUAGCAGUAGAACUGGCGGGUACAAACCAUUUAGCACUAGGUGUUAUUUGCCGCCAUGGCCAUAUUGGUAUAGAUUAGUUUUAAGCUGGGGUCCCAGAUAUUUUAUCAUGGUGUCGAUCUUAGGAAUAUAUUUAGGAAUUUAUGUAAAAGUUUUAAGAGAAAGUCAGAAGAUCAAUCGUCUAUUCAUUAAAAUCUACAAAAACAAAGAAGAAGAAAAAGAAGAAGAAGUAGAAAAAAAUAUACCGCACACAUUCUCUGCAGUUAUGAAUAAUAAUUCUUUAACUUUGAUUAAAAAAUUAUAUUUUUUAUUGUAUUUAUUUCUAGAUAGACUUGGAUUGGUUUUUUUAUUAGAUAAGUUGAAAACCUCCGUGCUGUUCUCCUCAAAAGCAGAAUAUUACCCACAGUUUGAAGAUCAGGGGCUUAUAAAUAAUAAUGCUAGUCCAAUAACUUCGCCGAUAGAUGAUAACAAUGAUCAUGCAUAUGUGACAGAUCCAAAAAGGAAAACGCAUUCUAACAACAAUAACAAUGAUGGCAACAAUUUUAGCGAGAAUAGUGGUAACAAUCAUAGUAAUAAUGUUGUUAUUAAUACUACUAGUACUAAUAUUCAAAACUUAAAAUCAGAUUUUAAUGAGGAAAUAUAUAUCAAAUGUAAGAAAAAGACGGAACUAAUUAAAAAACAAAUCAGUAUGAUAUUUAUCUAUCCAUUAUCAUAUUUUUUACUUUGGAUUUUCCCACUUAUUCUUGAUGCUACCCAAUAUCACAUAGAAGAGGAAAGGGGCCCCAUUAUUUGGUUGAAUUAUAUAACAACAUUCGCCUAUCCAUUUAAUGCAGUGUUGGAUACUUUGGUUUUCUUAUUUAGAGAAAAACCAUGGUUAAACACGUGGAAUAUUAUUGAACGUGAAAAAUUGAGGCAAAAGUAUUUUAUUAAUGGAGAAAUUGGUGAUUUAGAAGCCGCGAAAUUAUGUAGAAAUACAAAGUUGGGUGAACGAGGCUGGUAUUAUAGAGGCUCACUAAGAAAUAAAACGUGUUGGAAGCAUCAAAGUAGUCUUAUUAAGAGAGGGUGUUGGUAUAUUUAUAGAUUUGUUAGGGGAACGAUAUCUAUUAAUUAUGAUUAUUUCGAUAAUUGCAAUGAUGAAAAAUAUUGGUUUAAUUAUUACCACGGGUGUGAUGAGGCAUCUUCUUCAUUGACAAGUUUGUUAUCAUUUUCAACCAUUAUGCCAGCCCCUGUUGACAACAGUAACAAUAAUAAUAACAACAAUAAUAAUAAUAAUAAUAAUAAUAAUGACAAUAAUAUAGAAAAAUACACAUAUAAUAAUAGAGAAACCUUUACUGGUGAUGUUGAUGUUAGUUGGUAUUGGAAACUAUACCAUUUAUUACCGUUAAAACAUGGGGUUGAUUUAGAUGAAUUGAAUAGAGAAAUGAUUUUAGAGAAUAAAAAAAAGGACUAUAGUAUUCCUGGGAUGGAUAAUUUUUUAUCACUGGCUAAUAACUAUCGUUUUGAUUGUGAGUGUACUGAUAAUUCUGGUGAAAAAGAGAAAUUACCUCUGAAGAAUAAUAAUAAAAAGGAAGAUAGUGAUGAUGAUGACAAUGGUGACAAUAAUACACGUGCUGAUGGCAAUAACAAUCCAAAAAGCGUAUCAAAAAUAGAUAAAGAAGACCAUUUCCACAAUGAGGAGAAAGAUGGUGUUUAUAAUAAUAACAACAACCAUGGCACUAAUUUUUCCAAUACAUCUAUGGAUUUGUUAGAUUUUUUAAAUAACUCAUAA